Messenger RNA from Sphaerulina musiva SO2202, 3436 nucleotides. Its product is annotated as DUF292-domain-containing protein. The transcript has 5 exons. The record is from RefSeq and is a predicted model, not a curated record. Bases 44 to 1015 code for a protein of 323 amino acids. Lineage: Eukaryota; Fungi; Ascomycota; Dothideomycetes; Mycosphaerellales; Mycosphaerellaceae. Gene Ontology annotation, biological process: protein transport.
AAGAGACACCACCACCACUACCACUACUGCGCACACGCCCACCAUGGCGCCCGCUUCCACGCUAGUCAACAGAAUCAAAGUGCAGCUCAAACUGAGCAUCGCACGGACGCGAAUGGUACAGCAAAAGGACACAGCCCUCGCAAAGCAGCAACGCCGGGAAAUGGCGCAACUCCUCGAAGCCGGCAAGAUCGAAAGCGCCAAAAUCCGCGUCGAAAACAUCAUCCGAUCCGAUCUCAACACCGAACUGCUCGAAAUCCUCGAACUCUACUGCGAACUCCUCACUGCCCGCGCGGGGCUCCUCGAAGCGAAAGAGUGCGAUCCGGGGCUCGAAGAAGCCGUCAAAAGCAUCAUCUACUCUGCGCCGAAAAUCGAAGGCGUCAAAGAGCUCAGUCUGGUUCGACAAUUGCUGGCGGAGAAAUAUGGGAAAGAAUUCACGUUACAGGCUAUGGAGAAUAGCGAUGGGAAAGUUCCGGAGCGCGUCUUGAAGAAAACACGAGUCGAACCUCCCGCUCCUGAACUCGUCGAGGCUUACCUUUCGACUAUUGCGGAGGCAUAUGGGAUCGAUUAUCCCCCCGGGGCGAAAGCUGCGCGCGCAGCGGAAAUGUCGGCCCAAAAUGAAAACUCCAACGAUUCCCCCUCCAACGACGACGACGAUGAUGACAACCCCACCGACGGCGCCCAAAAAGUCCCCGCAGCAUCAGCAUCGUCCCUAGUAGAAAAUAUACCUCUACCAACCGAAGAACUCAGCAAAGCGACUCCUCCGCGAAAUUUCGGACCCAAAAGUCCUGUCUCGGUUAUGCCGCCUUCGCCUAGUACAGAUAAUAUUCGACCGAGAGUGAAUUUUCCUGGUGGAGGCGCGGCGACGACGACGCCGUCGAAGAAGAUGGCGGACCUGAAGGGGAACAAUAAUGGUGCCGCUGCCAAAAAGGAUGACAGUGGUGGGGGUGGUGGGCCGGGAGGCAAGAUUCCGGAUAUUGAUGAGUUGCAGAAGCGGUUUGCGUCGUUGAAGAGAUGAGAUGAAGUGAGAUGAAGUGAGCUGAAGGUGGGAGGGUUUCAGUCUCAUAUGAAAGUGUAUGACUACAACGAAUUGGAUGAAGCUAUGUGGAUUACGAUUCAUGAUUGAUCAAACAGGGCGAAGACGAUGAAAGAUCUGUCACAGACUGGUCAUAUUGGACUCGAGUGGAUUACGUGCAUUGCGGUAUGUAAAGAGAUUACAUAUCGUGCAUGCGAUGGUUUCUAUCCCAUCAUCCUCUCCGCAUGUCUGUGAUGCUCAGUGUGGCCGUGGUGGCAUCUAUCUGCGGCGCGAACAACAUCAAUUUGUGCUGGCAUAGUCCUCCUGCCGUAGCGUCCGAGGGCCGCAAGGAGCAGACUGGCAAUAGGUACUUUCGCGCCGUGCAUGGUCGCGAGUUCUCAAUCAGGCAUGUUGUGUUCUCGUCUCGUAUCCCGACGAUGCUCUCAUGUUUUUUCUGCCUGAAGCGACCCCGACCAUUUUGAAUCAGCUCAUCCGAUCCAAUUCCAGUAGCAGUCAUGACGCUGUGCGGUGGCAACCUUGAAGAUCUCCAGCACAGGCAGAACGCGCUCCCAGGGCAGGUCCUUCAGGCUCGUCACCAGCUCAGCGGCUUUACCGACGGCGCACAGUGGGCAACCGCCACAGACGCAAGCAAUGCGCUCAGUUUCUUCCUCGUGAAACCACUCCAAGUAAUCGAGAACAUUGUACCAGUGGAGGGCAUCGCUCGCCAACAGGGUUCGCGAGUAGUUGUAGUCCAGAAUCUCGUCCACGUUAUCGGAUCCUGCGACUUCGAGCGCCUUGAGGGCUUGAGUGCGAUGAGCGCGCCACAUGGAGAUGUCGAAAUUCGGGAGUUGGAACAUGAAGUUGUUCAUGAUGUAGAACACUGGACUGGCUUCGAAUCGAAUCCGACGGCAGGUGCAGAGGAGAGCCGGCUGGGCGAAGUUCUCCUUGGUGAUGAGUUCUGGUUCUCCUUCGUUGAGCAGCAGAGCAGACUCGUAGAUCCGAUCGCGCACUGCUAGCGGGACCUCGAGGAGGUAACAUCUUCCUUCAGUUGGCACGGCGGGGUCGGAGACUGGUACUGGUGAGGGAGACGCUUCGCGUUGUGCCUGCGCCUGGUUCUGCUUCAGGCGCUUGCGGCUGUUGCGCGGCAGUGGUGGCAUCUUGGACGUAGUGGACUCCGAUGUCGAGUCGUGUGUUGAUGAAUUUCGGAAGUGCUGAAGCUGAGACCAAAGCCUUUAUAAGAGAGAGAUAACCACGCUAGUGGGUACUCCCACUCUCCUCACCAGAGCACGUCCGUAUAUGAGCCUGUCUCUGCAUGAGACGCGUACAGUGGCAGGAAAUGUAGACCAGAAUUCAAGCAAAACGAUGCACUCGCUGCUCUUCUAUCGCAUAGCGAAGUGGUCUAUCAAACUUGGACGCCCGUGCUGUGGCCCCGUUGUUGCUGUCGCUCAAUCAACUCGUCUGCAGCCCGGUACCUGAGACUCUCCGUCCUUCCACGAAGUCCACAGGUGCUGUGUAGUGAGUCUUUCCAUAAACGACAUAGAACACCACCGAUAUGAUGAUCACCGCUACCCACACCAAGGGCGCCCAAUUGGCCGUCUCCAGAUCAACAGGCAGGUUCGUGGGGAAGCAGCAAAAGAUGAUGAUGAAAGCCGAGUACAGGAACGCGAAGGCAUUGAUCGCGAGUCCAUAGCGCCCGAGUGACCAUCGGGCUGGUGGGAGCCCCUCCCCCUUGAUGCGUCUGAGGAGGACACAGCCGAUGCUGAUCAUAUACGUGCUGAGCAGGCCCAACAACGAGAGCGAUACGAUGAUGUUGAAGGCCAACUCGGAGCCGAGCACUAUUAGACUGAGAAGAACCACCACGACAGAGGUGACAUACACAGCGUUGAAAGGUACGUUCCACUUGGGGUCCAUCUUGCUCUGGAAGCUAGAGAACGGGAGACCUUUGUCACGCGCGAAUGCAAAGAUCUCUCUCGCGCAGGUCGCAAGCGCAGUGAUGUUGCCCAUAUAGAUCAGCAGGAAAAGAAUGACGUUCAGAGCGAUUGACAGGGCAGGACUGCCAGUGUUGUUGAAGAGAAGAAGAUAGGGAAUAUCCGCGUUGAGAGUAUCCUCGAGUGGCCCGAUGCAGAAGAGCAUGGUGACCAGCAUACCAAUACCGAGCAACACGUUGCCAAAGUAAGACCAGAUCAUUACUCUCGGAACAGUGAGAGAGGCGUUCUCGACUUCCUCGCUUAUGUGGACGACAGAAUCGCUACCCAGGUUGCAGUACAUGACAUACACCUGUGAGAUCAGAUAUGCGGCGCCCAUGUUGUUGUAUCCUGAGUUAUCCUGGAAAUCCAGAAACACGUCCGAGGCGGAAUUCUUUGGGCAGAGCACCACUAGUGGGAUCAUGAUCACGAAAAAUCCGAUCACAUGUCCGAACAGGCA